AGGUCUCUUCCUGUUAAAACAGACAUUCAGCUUCCUCCCCGAGCAUCUCACGGACUGUACCACACCGUGAGUUCCCCCCUUUCCUCACCCUUGCAGUGGGCCGCUCCCCCUUCUUUACCGCCCACUUUGGUUGAAGCCAAAACAGAACAUCAUGGCGAUUGAUGGUGGCGAGCGUAACUGUGGAGUACAUGAGCUGAUCUGCGUCAGAAAAGUCUCUCCAGAGGUGCUGGGGUUUCUGACAGCCAUCGGACUCUUCAUCAUCCUCAUGACUUUCCUGUUUUGGUACCUCAACAAUAAGUUGGCACUAGAGAACCCAGGAAGCCUUCAGUGCCUUGAUGAAUUCAGGAAAACCACUGAGCUGCAAGGAAUGGGGCGUAGGAGAACACCUGGAGAGUAUCUCAUCCGACGUACCUUGGCCAGGCUGCCAGCUUCAUCGUCGGACAGCGAGGAUGAACUGAUGGGUCAGUAUCAGGAAGCGGUCAGCCGCUCCCAGGGCCUCAGAGGAGGAGCCAAGGUGUCCUCUAAUGCCAAGCACACUGGAGGUUUCAGCUGGGAGAGCCGGCAGAAGUACAGCCCGCUUACUGCUGAUUAUGAUGGCUACAGCAGUGAAGCCUCAGCUGAUGAUGUCAACUGCAUCCAGAGGAUGAGACGGACGCCGCCACUGGAUGAGCUUCAGCCACCGCCCUAUCAGGAUGAGAAUGGCUCUCCGAGGAUGUCCUGCACCCUGUCAGAUCUGGGUGAUGCCAAGUGUGAUCUGUCCCACACCAGCGGUAGCCCCCACCUCUCUUUCGGCAAGUGUCCCAGUGAGGGCAGCGACGGCCCUGAGACUGAGAGUUACCUCAACAAGGGCUAUGAGGAGGACGUGCCCAGUGACAGCACAGCUGUCCUCAGUCCGGAGGAUAUGUCAGCCCGUGGAUCAGCAGCCCAGCUACCGAAAGGUUACGAACCAGAUCCUGUUGCAAAAUACGGGACCCUGGACAUCGUGUUUGACUACGACUCAGAGGAGCAGCAGCUGUCUGUAACCAUCAUGGCAGUCACCGACCUUCCCAGCUACAAGCGCACCGGUAACAUCUCCUGGCAGGUUCAUCUGGUGCUUCUGCCCACCAAGAAACAGCGGGCGAAGACGGGGAUCCAGAGAGGCCCGUGCCCCAUCUUCACGGAGACCUUCCGCUUCAGCCACGUGGAGUCAGAGAUGAUCAGCAAUUAUGCUAUCAGAUUUCGCCUUUACAGCAUGCGACGAAUGAAGAAGGAGAAGGUGCUCGGGGAAAAGGUGUUCUACCUCACCAAGCUCAACCUUCAGGGCAAAAUGUCGGUGCCGGUCACAUUAGACCCAUGCUGUGCACUCCCGGGUGGCGAAUCCCAGGUCAGCCUCUCAGAUAUGACAUGCAGUGAAAGCGCCUCGUCAUUCCAGUCAGUCAGUCAGGCUUCCACACCGGAGAUCCUCGUGGGCCUGGUUUACAACGCCACAACAGGACGUCUCUCUGUGGAAGUCAUCAAAGGCAUCCACUUCAAAAACCUGGCUGCUAACAAACCACCCAAUGGACUGUUCUGUUGUCUAAAACACUUGAUAGGUGGACAGGUUUAUAUUAUCAGAGAUACAUAUGUUAAGCUGACCUUACUUAACUCCAUGGGCCAUGAGAUGUCCAAGUGUAAGACCUCCAUCUGUCGAGGUCAGCCCAACCCAACCUACAAAGAGACGUUUGUCUUCCAGCAUGGAUUCAACAAGGUUCUGGAAACGUUCCUCUCAGACUUUGGUCCAUGUUCCCACGAUAGCAUCACAAAGCUGCAGCUGAUUUGUUACCACUUUGAGAUGAUUGGAGCUUUGUGA
Messenger RNA from Neolamprologus brichardi, 1828 nucleotides. NCBI's taxonomy places the organism in Eukaryota, Metazoa, Chordata, Actinopteri, Cichliformes, Cichlidae. The record is from RefSeq and is a predicted model, not a curated record.